Messenger RNA from Daldinia vernicosa, 1275 nucleotides. Its product is annotated as band 7 family-domain-containing protein. The transcript has 3 exons. The coding region runs from base 136 to 1056 and encodes 306 amino acids. Gene Ontology annotation, biological process: mitochondrion organization. Lineage: Eukaryota; Fungi; Ascomycota; Sordariomycetes; Xylariales; Hypoxylaceae. The record is from RefSeq and is a predicted model, not a curated record. Gene Ontology annotation, cellular component: mitochondrion; membrane.
GCCGAAACGCCAUUGGUUGGAGUUAAGAGCUUCCUGAUCUUUUCAACGUUCUAGUAGCACCACAUCCUAAUUUGUCACUACAUCACCAACCAAGCCGCCACCACUACCAUUUGACAUCGCAUAACUCUGUCCAAGAUGUCGCGUUCUCCAAUGGACGACUAUGUGGAGAGGAUGCGGACCAUGGUGCGCCAGAACCGAGGUGGAUUUCCUGGUGGUCGCCCUCCUCCCGGUGCGGGUAUGGCAGCUGCCGCCGUCGGUUUAAUCGGUGGUGGGAUUUUUCUACUACAAAAUUCCCUAUUCAACGUCGACGGUGGUCACCGAGCUAUCAAGUACCGGAGAAUAAGUGGUGUAAGCAAGGAAAUCUAUACUGAAGGAACCCAUAUUAUGAUCCCUUGGUUCGAGACUCCGAUUACUUAUGAUGUGCGAGCGAAACCGAGAAAUGUCUCGUCUCUUACCGGCACCAAGGAUUUACAGAUGGUUAACAUUACUUGCCGUGUGCUCUCCCGACCUAAUAUCGAGGCGCUCCCGCAGAUUUACAGGACGCUUGGACAGGACUACGAUGAGCGAGUGCUACCUUCUAUCGUGAACGAGGUUCUAAAGAGCGUGGUAGCGCAGUUCAAUGCCAGCCAACUGAUCACUCAGCGAGAGAACGUUGCUAGACUAGUUCGAGACAACCUGUCGAGGCGAGCUGCGCGAUUCAACAUCUUAUUAGAUGAUGUUUCCCUUACGCACCUUGCUUUCUCCCCGGAGUUCACUGCCGCGGUUGAAGCGAAGCAGGUAGCGCAGCAGGAGGCUCAGAGGGCAGCCUUCGUCGUCGACAAGGCGAGACAGGAGAAGCAGGCCAUGGUCGUUAAGGCGCAGGGUGAAGCACGAUCAGCAGAGCUUAUUGGAGACGCUAUCAAGAAGAGCAAGGCGUACGUCGAGUUGAAGAAGAUCGAAAACGCAAGAGUCAUCGCCGCCCAAUUGCAAGAAGCAGGUGGCAGAAACAGACUGCUACUCGACUCAGAAGGUCUUGGCCUAAAUGUGUUUAGCGAUGACCGCAACAGCAAGUCAUAGGGAUGAACGGCUAGGAGUAACUAAAAUCUCCACUGUAUGUUUAAAAUAAUACUUGUAAAAUACGGGAAUUUACAACUGCGUCCUGCUUUAUAGCCUCAGGCUUCGACGAGUAAAACAGCUUAGUGCUUACACAUGCAACGCCUUGCUAUGUUCAAACUACAUAAGAUAGCCUGAAUUGGUCCCCGCUCGGCUUACACAUAGACGGGGAGCAUUUUAUAG